Chlorella variabilis is the source of this 1395-nucleotide messenger RNA. RefSeq lists its product as hypothetical. Lineage: Eukaryota; Viridiplantae; Chlorophyta; Trebouxiophyceae; Chlorellales; Chlorellaceae. The record is from RefSeq and is a predicted model, not a curated record. Gene Ontology annotation, molecular function: mRNA binding; RNA 7-methylguanosine cap binding. The coding region runs from base 1 to 1395 and encodes 464 amino acids. Gene Ontology annotation, cellular component: cytosol; nucleus. The transcript has 6 exons.
AUGGAGGGGGCAGCGGCCGAUGCAGCAACUGCGGAGGAGCACCACGCCAUCAGCUUCCCGGAGCAGCCCGAGGAGGAGCAUGAGCCGAGCCGGCUGGAGCAGGAGCGCGCCAAGCACAAAGCACGUGCCGAGAAGUUUGGUACAGAGUAUGUGGAGCCCAGCCGGCGGCGUGACCUGCGCCUGGAUGCCCGCAAGGAGCGCUUCACCCGCCCCGGCUUUGCCACAGGCAUCGACCUGUUCACCGAGGAGGAGCGGCAGAAGCGGGAGCAGCGCGCCGCGCGCUUCGGCCUGCCCGAGGGCAGCGGGCUGGAGUGGAAGCCGCCGCAGGUGCGCGCGGCUCGCGGCUGGGGAGGGCCCUGGCUGUGCAGGUGCAACGCCACGGAGCACAGCCUGGAGUGGGUGGCGUGGAGGCGUGCUGAAUUGCCUGCGCUGCUGCGGCGCGUGGAUGCCUGGCAGGUGUCUGAGGACGACGAGAAGCGGCGGCAGCGCGCGGAGCGUUUUGGAGUGGACUACAAGCCCAAGGACGAGACGGGUCUCAUGGACGUCGACCUGUUUGAGUCGAGGCGCGACCCGGGGGUGGCCGCCGCGCGGCGCCCCGAGGCCCUGCACAUCUACGGCGUCGACCUGCUGUCCACGGGCGACAUCCUCAAGUACUUUGCAGACUACGGGCCCAAGUAUGUGGAGUGGAUCAACGACAGCAGCGCCAACGUGCUGUUUGCGGACGCGCCCACCGCCAAGCGCGCGGUGGCGGGCAUGGGCAAGCCGCUGCCGCCGGAGGAUGCGCCGGAGCAGAUGGGCAUCGACCCCUCCGACCCAGCCAGCCUCCAGUUCCUGUGGCACAAGGGGGGGGACUUUGUGAAGGCGGGGACCCCCAUCCCGCUCAUCUUCCGCAUCGCAACGGUGGAGGAUGUGAGGCCCGCAGACAGGGUGCCCUCCCGCCGCCUCUGGCUCACCGCCAGCGGCGGCAGCCGCGGCGGCGGCCAGCAGCAGCCGCGCCACCAGCAGCAGCAGGGCGGCGGCGGCGGGCAGGGCGAGGAGGGGGAGGGUCACCAGCAGCGGGGGCGGGGCCGGCGGAGGUACAAGCCGCGCACCGGCGGCCGCCCCGCGGGCUGGCAGCACGAUGACCGCGGCGAUGGAGAGGGGGGAGAUGUGCACAUGGGGCAGCAGCGCAAGGCGCGGCGGCCGCGCAACAAGUGGCGGCGGCAGGGGGGCGAUGUGGAGAUGGAGGAUGCGGACGCGUAUGAUGGGGAUGGCGGCGGCUACCAGGACGGCGGCGGCACCAUGACGCGCUUCCGUGCCGCCGCCGACGACGAGCGGCCGGCGCUGGCUGCCGCGGCGGCGGCGGCGGCGCCUGCAGGGCCGCCGCGUGAGCAGGUCAGCUACGGCGACCUGUGA